Anthostomella pinea is the source of this 1671-nucleotide messenger RNA. NCBI's taxonomy places the organism in Eukaryota, Fungi, Ascomycota, Sordariomycetes, Xylariales, Xylariaceae. The record is from the annotation of a GenBank genome assembly.
AUGUCUAUGGCCCCGGGAAGUGUCUGGGCCCUGCUCGAGCGGAACAGGCCGCCCAUCAAGCGACGCACCCCACACGUCAAGGCACGAACAGGUUGCACCACAUGCAAGAACCGUCGAGUCAAGUGCGACGAGAGAAAGCCACACUGCGCGCGCUGCGAGAAGUCGGGAAACCAGUGUGCCGGGUACGAGGACCCGAACGACCGUAGGAAGGACACUGUCGUUGUGCCUGCGCUACCCUGCAAGAGGGCGGCAGCAGCAACAGCGCCCUCGAUACUACGCCCAAGACCGCUGCAGAUGCGGCGCAUGCGGGAGGCGGAAGCUCGCCCCAUCGACCUGAUGCUCGCGUCGUUCACGCCGUCAUAUAUGGAGAAGGCCCACGUCCCGUACUUCGACCGGUUCCGUUACCAGAUCCUCGGCGAUAUCUCUGUGUGGUGUGGAUCCGACUACUGGAAGCACCACGUCCUGGGGGAGUUCAUGCAUGACAGGUGCCUGCAGUACGCGGCCGUCGCCAUGGCAGCCAUGCUGGAAGCCGUGGAGCACACUCCCGAGACGAUGGGCGGCCCACUGGCCAUGAGUCGGCAUCGGAAGGCGGCCCUGUAUUCCUACACGAAGGCCAUAUCGCUGAUGCGGGAGAGACUGCUCGAGGGCCUCACUGCGCGUAGCGCUCAUCUCUGCCUUACCGUCACCUUCAUGUUUGCGGGCAUCGAGAUUCUUCAGGGAAAUGUUGGCGAGGCCGAUCAGAUCCUGGCGAGCGGUUUGAUGAUCCUAGACGACGCACUGGGGAAGAGAGGAAGUGACGGACGCCCCGUACUCGAGAUGGACGGUCAACUCAGUCAGGUCAAGCUCGCGUUCGAUCGGAUGAAUAUUGCUUGGGGUUUGUGUCCCUUCUUCCAGGGACACAAGGACGUCUACACGACGAUGACGCCGGUCCAGCAAUUUGAGCUACCAAGUACCGAGACACCCCUAGUCUCGAAACAAGGAUUUUGGAAUAGCUUCCAGAAAGACGUCGGCUUGUUCAUGUUAAACGUCCGGUGUGGUGUGGUGGUUGGAGAGGAUCAGAUGCCCGACGUGCUAGCGCAGAGAGCCAAAUACCUGGCUCAACUCAGCCAAUGGCUGCCGCUGCUGGAACAGACUCUGGAAAUGGAGGGCUCGUCGGCGAAAAGCGGCGUGCUAUGGACCAUGAUGGCUUACAGCUUGACGGCCAAGAUAUUCAUGAGGUGCUUCCUCGAUCGAUCGGACCUCUCCUAUGAUCGCCACCUCGAUGACUUCAAGGAGAUCGUGCGCAUCUGCCAGAACUUCGUGCCUGAGAAGCAACAUUCCCACCUGAGGUUCACCCUUGACAUUGACCUCUUCCCGAUCAUCUCGUUCACAGUCACCAAGUGUCGGGACCACAAGACGCGGCAGCUCGCCCUCAAAGUCUUCGCCGAGACGACGUACCGACAGGCUUUCUGGAACAAUCAAGGCCUGUUCAAGGCACUGCGCACACUAGUCGAUCUAGAACACAAGGGGAGAGACAGCGAUGGAUUCAUUCCCCCUUCUUCAAGGUACUACUUCGUGGGCUCCGAGUGGGAUUUCGAGCGCCGUCAAAUGAUGGCCCUCUUCGUCUGCGUAACUUCAGUGCCCACCGAGAACGGGGACAUGCCCACCAUUCGUGUACCAAUAUCCUUCUGA